UAAGCCCAGGAACCACUGGUGGGCCUUGGAUGGGUUUGGGGAAUAACAUAUUUGUAUCCUUCCCAUGCUACUGAAGUGGGUAUUAGGCAGUGGGCCAACACUGCCAGCAAGACUGAGCAGAGCUGAGAAAUGGACAGUUUGCCUUCUAGCAGCCCAUCCACAGAGAGAGGGGUCAUCUGGCAUCGUUAGAUCUGUGGAGGAGCACCAGUCACUGUUGAGAUGCUGCCCACCACCCAGGGAUGGGGGAGAGAUCCGCUGGCUUCCCCCUCUUCCCACCCUUCCCACCCCAGUGCCUCUCACUGGCUGAACCUAGGCAGAAGCCUGGGAGCCUGGAAAACAAUUUGUGGCAUCAAAUUUCACCCAACAUCAUGGCGCAGGCCUAAGCAGAGCAAGAAUGAGUGGAUCUGAGCGAGCAGGCAAAUGACUGGCAUGUUCCCUUAAUUCCACUUGAGCUGUGCAGUUAAUUACUAACCAUUCUAGAAUGUUUGUGAUACUGGGAAAUUCUUUAAUCUCCCUCAUCUAGAAAAGGCCUCCUUUUUCUUCAAGACCAGCUGAGAUUCUUCUCUGUGAAGUCAGCACAGACACCCAGAAAUUGUUAGCUAGCCCCCAACGUCGGCUGUACCAGCUCUUUGUCUAGAUCUCGGUUUGUGGUACUUGCUACUGGGAUAUUGUAAUUCAUCAUUUUUGUGCCUUAUUUCUUCUGUCCUUGGAGGGCCCCAAGGGCAGAUGCAACAUCACAGCCUCUGCAUUCUCAGGACCUAACCCAGGAUCAUUGCAGGGAUGUGCAGAUGAGUGGGCUGUGGGGGUGUCCUGCCCAAGCUUUCAUAAAUGCUUGAGUUAGCAACUCUUCAGUAGGAUACCACACUGUACAUCCCAUUGAUGGCAGGAAUAAGAAUGCCACUGACUGCAGAAAGACGAUAUAUAAGAAUGGCUUAUUCAGAAGAGCAUAGAGGUGAGCCCUGUGGUUUCAUCCGCCAGAAUUCCGGCAACUCCAUUUCCUUGGACUUUGAGCCCAAUAUAGAGUACCGGUUUGUGGAGCCGUUGGAAGAACGCUACAAAUGUGCCUUCUGCCACUCGGUGCUUCACAACCCCCACCAGACGGGAUGUGGGCACCGCUUCUGCCAGCACUGCAUCCUGUCCCUGAGAGAAUUAAACACAGUGCCAAUUUGCCCUGUAGAUAAGGAGGUCAUCAAAUCUCAGGAGGUUUUUAAAGACAAUUGCUGCAAAAGAGAAGUCCUCAACUUAUAUGUAUAUUGCAGCAAUGCUCCUGGAUGUAAUGCGAAGCUUAUUCUGGGCCGGUACCAGGAUCACCUUCAGCAGUGCUUAUUUCAAGCUGUGCAGUGUUCUAAUGAGAACUGCCAGGAACCAGUCCUACGAAAAGACAUGAAAGAGCAUUUGAGUACAUACUGUCAGUUUCGAGAGGAAAAAUGUGUUUACUGCAAAAAGGAUGUGGUAGUCAUCAAUCUACAGAAUCAUGAGGAAAACUUGUGUCCUGAAUACCCGGUAGUUUGUCCCAACAAUUGUUCGAAGAUUAUUCUAAAAACGGAGGUGGAUGAACACCUGGCUGUAUGUCCUGAAGCUGAGCAAGACUGUCCUUUUAAGCACUAUGGCUGUGCUGUAAUGGAUAAACGGAGGAACCUGCAGGAACAUGAGCAGUCAGCCUUACGGGAGCACAUGCGUUUGGUUUUAGAAAAGAACGUCCAAUUAGAAGAACAGAUUUCUGACCUAUACAAGAGCCUAGGACAGAAAGAAAGUAAAAUCCAGAAGCUAGAAGAAACUAUAAGUAAAAUUGAAAAGGAGUUCAAGCAGCAUACACAGUUCUUUGGCAGAAAUGGAAGCUUCCUCUCAAACAUCCAGGUUUUUGCCAGUCACAUUGACAAGUCGGCUUGGCUAGAAGCUCAAAUGCAUCAAUUAUCACAAACGGUUAAACAGCAACAAAAUAAAUUUGACCUGAGGCCUUUGAUGGAAGCACUUGAUACAGUGAAACAGAAAAUUACCCUGCUAGAAAACAAUGAUCAACGAUUAGCUGUUUUAGAAGAGGAAACUAACAAACAUGAUACCCACAUUAAUAUUCAUAAAGCACAGCUGAAUAAAAAUGAAGAGCGAUUUAAAUUGCUGGAGGGUACUUGCUAUAAUGGAAAGCUCAUUUGGAAGGUGACAGAUUACAAGAUGAAGAAGAGAGAGGCGGUGGACGGGCACACAGUGUCCAUCUUCAGCCAGUCCUUCUACACCAGCCGCUGUGGCUACCGGCUGUGUGCUAGAGCAUACCUGAAUGGGGAUGGGUCUGGGAAGGGGACACACCUGUCCCUGUACUUUGUGGUCAUGCGAGGAGAGUUUGACUCAUUGUUGCAGUGGCCAUUCAGGCAGAGGGUGACCCUGAUGCUUCUGGACCAGAGUGGCAAAAAGAACCACAUUAUGGAGACCUUCAAGGCUGACCCCAACAGCAGCAGCUUUAAAAGACCUGAUGGGGAGAUGAACAUUGCAUCUGGCUGUCCCCGCUUUGUGGCUCAUUCUGUUUUGGAGAAUGCCAAGAACACCUACAUUAAAGAUGACACUCUGUUCUUGAAAGUGGCCGUGGACUUAACUGACCUGGAGGAUCUCUAGUCACUGUUUUUGGGGUGAUAAGAGGAAUUCUUGGGGCCAGAACCAUGGAGGAGAGCACAUUUGACUAUCAUAUUGACCUGGAUUUAGACGCAAAGCACAUUUGUAUUUGCCUUUUUCCUUUAAUGUUUGAAGUCAGUUUAAAACUUCUGAAGUGCUGUCUUUUUACAUUUUACUCUGUCCCAGUUUGAAACUUAAAACACCUAGAAUAUCCUAUUAUUUAUAUUUUUAUAUUUCUUGAAAGAUGGUAAGUUUCUUGAACUCUUCAGGGCGUUUCUCUUUUACUGGUGCUUAGCACAGUGUCUCAGGCACUCUAAAUAUUGAAUGUUAUGGAGGACACAGAGGCAGCAGAAUUCCCAGUUGAAAUGCUUUGAUAUUUUAUUGUUUGGCCUGUUGAUUCUGGACCUGGCCUUAAGCCUGCAAAAGCCAUCUUUAUAAAGAUAAGGUAGGCUGUUCCAGUUACAAAGACAACAUGCUCAGUUUCUUUUUUUUUCCAGUUAAAUGCUAAAUAUGUGGAAAUUACUAUACCUCUAAGUAUUUUUAUGAAAUUCAUUAGCAGUUUGCAAGCACAAUUUUUCAAGGCUACAUAAGAACUGGUGAAUGGAGUAAGGAUUUACAUUCUCCCUGCUGAAGUGAAGCAGAAAGUACUGCUUAGUAAUAUAUAAGACAUAACCCGCCAGCUACAGUUCAGAUUUCAUUAGGUUCAACCCUAUGAAAAAAACUAAUUUCAUAGGUCAAACGUGGAAAAAAAUGAGCAGUUUCACAAGAUUCAAUCAAAUAAAUAUAUAUGUACAUAUAUAUACACACAUAUAUAUAUAUACAUGUCCACCUAUAUGUGUAUGUAUAUAAACAGUUUGAAUGUAUUUUGAUAACAAUAAAUCAAUGUGAAGAUGGAUAGAAUUUAGUACAUGACAGAGAAAAUGUCGUAAAUGGAUAAAAGGAAUUUACAACUUGGGUACAAAACCUUUACAGUUUCCUGUGGGUGUCAGAAGUACUCUGAGCCAAGGCUGAUGGCUAAAACAGUAUCUCCUAUUCUCUGAGAACUUUCUUUUUUGAGUCAAAGUCUCGUUCUGUCACCUAGGCUGGAAUGCAAUGGCACAAUCUCAGCUCGCUGCAACCUCCACUUCCUGGGUUCAAGUGAUUUUCCUGCCUCAGCCUCCUGAGUAGCUGGGAUUACAGGUGUCCACCACCACACCUGGUUGUACUCUUAGUAGAGACGGGGUUUCGCCAUGUUGGCCAAGAUGGUUUCAAACUCCUGACCUCAAGUGAUCCGUUGCCUCAGCCUCCCAAAGUGCUGAGAUUACAGGCACGGCCCAUCGCGCCCAGCCUCUGAGAACUUUUGAAUUUGUAAGCUGCUAUGCAAAUGGGCAUUUAUAUAAACUUGUAAUAUUUCUUGUCAGAAUUCUAAGUACUUUGUGAAGAACAGAAAUGAUCAUGUUUUUAUACAUCUAUCUGUAUGGGUCUGAAGGUGUAUAUACAAAUUGAGAUGAGUCCGUAUGACUCUUGAUGAGCCUGAGUUUGACCACAAAAAAAUGCCAAGUUGCCUUGAGCCCUUCUGCAUUGUUAUGCCACUUCCUACUGCUCAUAUACAGGCUGGCUCCCCUGGACACGCAAGGAUGAGUAUGGUCCAUGGGCCCCUGCAGAGCUGCUCACCUGGUGAUGACCAUGCACCUUACAAUUUCUGAACAGUUAGCCCUAUAGAAGAAGCAUGAGUUCUGUGAGUGUCUUCUGGGAAGAAGAACCUUCUUAAUCUUUUCUGUGGGAUUUUCAAAAUGCUAAAGACUCAUACUGCAGCAAUCAUCCCAGAUGAUUAAACUCAAAGAAAUCGGUUCACAUUAGGAAUAUAGUAAAGAACCAGAGUGUCGCUUCUGGUGAACUGUGGCACAGUUGAUGCUCAACACAUCACCGGAGACAAACUCAGGAAACAUUUCUGUAGCCCACACAGCCAGAACCAGGCGCUCUGUGUGUUUGUUUUUAAUGUUCUUCAUCAUAUCCAAGUUCACUCUAUCUUCCUGGGCAGUAGAAGAUCACAUUGUUCUAACUUCUUUUAAGUAGUUGACGUGGAAAACAUUUUAAAGUGAAUUUGUCAAAAUGCUGGUUUUGUGUUUUAUCCAGCUUUUGUGCAUGUAUAGAAAGUAUGGCAUGGCAUGGCUUGCCUAGGAGUUCAGAGUUCCUUCAUCAUUGAAAUAGUGAUAAGGAUCCCAGAACAAGGAGUUCUACAGCAAAAAACACCCUUUUUCAAAAGAGUUGUGAUUUUUGUUUAAAACAAGGUAUAUCCAUGUAAACUAUUUUUCCUUUUUUUAUGAAUGAAACAGUAAUUUUUCUUCUGUAUCAAUAAGAUUUAAAUUUUUAUUUCCA
Messenger RNA from Callithrix jacchus (white-tufted-ear marmoset), 4959 nucleotides. It is a transcript of the gene TRAF5, whose product is annotated as TNF receptor associated factor 5. Gene Ontology annotation, biological process: signal transduction; regulation of apoptotic process; positive regulation of canonical NF-kappaB signal transduction. Gene Ontology annotation, molecular function: tumor necrosis factor receptor binding; zinc ion binding; thioesterase binding. Gene Ontology annotation, cellular component: cytoplasmic side of plasma membrane; plasma membrane signaling receptor complex. Lineage: Eukaryota; Metazoa; Chordata; Mammalia; Primates; Cebidae. The record is from RefSeq and is a predicted model, not a curated record.